Molecule: messenger RNA, 1277 nt
Organism: Numida meleagris (helmeted guineafowl)
Lineage: Eukaryota; Metazoa; Chordata; Aves; Galliformes; Numididae
Gene: TNPO2
Product: transportin 2
Biological process (GO): protein import into nucleus
Cellular component (GO): cytoplasm; nucleus
Molecular function (GO): nuclear import signal receptor activity; small GTPase binding
Source: RefSeq, a predicted model, not a curated record
GGCCACCGCCAUGGACUGGCAGCCGGACGAGCAGGGCCUGCAGCAGGUGCUGCAGCUGCUGAAGGACUCGCAGUCCCCCAACACGGCCACGCAGCGCGUCGUGCAGGAUAAGCUGAAGCAGCUCAACCAAUUCCCCGACUUCAACAACUACCUGAUCUUCGUGCUGACCCGCCUCAAAUCCGAAGUACAUGCUGCAGCGGACGCAGGACAGUGAUGAGAACGUGGCACUGGAGGCGUGCGAGUUCUGGCUGACGCUGGCGGAGCAGCCCAUCUGCAAGGAGGUGCUGACGUCCCAUCUGGUCCAGCUCAUCCCCAUCCUGGUGAACGGCAUGAAGUACUCAGAGAUCGACAUCAUCCUGCUCAAGGGCGACGUGGAGGAGGAUGAGGCCAUCCCCGACAGCGAGCAGGACAUCAAGCCCCGCUUCCACAAAUCGCGCACGGUGACGCUGCAGCACGAGGAGGAGCGGCCGCAGGACCCCGAGGACGGCGAGGACGAGGACGACGACGACACUUUGUCCGACUGGAACCUGAGGAAGUGCUCGGCGGCCGCGCUCGACGUCCUGGCCAACGUGUUCCGGGAAGAGCUGCUGCCCCACCUGCUGCCCCUGCUGAAGGAGCUGCUCUUCCACCCGGAGUGGGUCAUCAAGGAGUCGGGCAUCCUGGUGCUGGGCGCCAUCGCCGAAGGCUGCAUGCAGGGCAUGGUGCCCUACCUGCCGGAGCUGAUCCCGCACCUGAUCCGCUGCCUGGCCGACAAGAAGGCGCUGGUGCGCUCCAUCGCCUGCUGGACGCUGAGCCGCUACGCGCACUGGGUGGUGGGGCAGCCCCCCGACCUCUACCUGAAGCCCCUCAUGACGGAGCUGCUCAAGCGCAUCCUGGACAGCAACAAGCGGGUGCAGGAGGCGGCCUGCAGCGCCUUCGCCACGCUGGAGGAGGAGGCGUGCACCGAGCUGGUCCCGUACCUCAGCUUCAUCCUGGACACGCUGGUGUUCGCCUUCGGGAAGUACCAGCACAAGAACCUGCUCAUCCUCUACGACGCCAUCGGGACGCUGGCCGACUCCGUGGGGCACCACCUCAACCAGCCGGAGUACAUCCAGAAGCUGAUGCCCCCCCUCAUCCAGAAAUGGAACGAGCUGAAGGACGAGGACAAGGACCUGUUCCCGCUGCUGGAGUGCCUGUCCUCCGUGGCCACCGCCCUGCAGAGCGGCUUCCUGCCCUACUGCGAGCCCGUCUACCAGCGCUGCGUCACGCUGGUGCAGAAGACGUUGGCUCAGGCCAUG